Molecule: messenger RNA, 1350 nt
Organism: Aspergillus alliaceus
Lineage: Eukaryota; Fungi; Ascomycota; Eurotiomycetes; Eurotiales; Aspergillaceae
Product: metallophosphoesterase family protein
Exons: 2
Biological process (GO): polyphosphate catabolic process
Cellular component (GO): cytoplasm
Molecular function (GO): endopolyphosphatase activity; phosphatase activity
Source: RefSeq, a predicted model, not a curated record
AAUGACUCCUGCGACAGCCACUGACAAGUUAUUCCCAAUCACUACGUUUAUAUCAGACCUACCGAGUAAUCUCAUUCCGCAGCUCCCAUCAUCAUCUCCUGAACAUGGACCUGGGCCUGCCACUCGACGCUUAGUUAUUGUAGGAGAUGUACAUGGGAUGAAAAGGUCUCUGGAGGCACUUUUGGACAAGGUCAGCUUCGACAAAGGCAGAGGGGAUCAUCUCAUACUGGUUGGUGAUCUGGUCAACAAAGGGCCCGAUAGCCCAGGUGUCAUUGAUCUGGUCAUUGAGCUUGGCGCCAGCGCAGUGAGAGGUAAUCACGACAAUGCAGUUCUGGAUGCUACCAUGGAAAUCAACGCACGAGAGGAUAGCCCAGUGCACGCCGGAGGCUUAUCCAGCCCUCCUGCCAAGCUGUCUGGGAACCCAGGAGCUUAUUUAUUGAGCAAUGCUGUCCCUUCUGGUAGCCCCGAAGAAAACACAUCUGCCACUACCAGAAUUUCCAUGAGACAUAGCGCAGGAACGUACAGCACGGCCAAUGCACUCUCGACAUGCCACCUCAACUGGCUCGCCUCUCUACCAUUGAUCUUGCGCAUCAAGUUACCUCAUCAUCCAACAUCAUCUAUAGGCGACACUCUGGUUGUCGUACAUGCCGGCCUCACUCCCGGUAUUCCUCUUGAGGACCAGGAUCCCCAUGCUGUCAUGCAUAUGCGCAGCCUCCUCCGCGCGCCGAGCGUCGAAGAUUCCUUCAUACCAACUGAAGAAACCGGCGAGGAAGGUUGGGCUGCCGAAUGGGACCGGUGGCAGGAGAAACUGGCAGCCCGGACUACGGUGAUUUUCGGGCACGAUGCCAAGCGUCGUCUGCAGCUGGGCAGGUAUUCAAUCGGACUGGAUUCCGCAUGUUUAUACGGUCAUCAGUUGAGUGCGUUAGUGAUUGAGAUGACCGAAAGGGGAUUUGAACAUCAGGUUGUGCAGGUAGACUGUGCUGAUGUCCCUGUGGCCCCAAAAGCAGAGGCCGUGGCCGUAUGACUGCACUGGGCUCCUUGAUGCAACUAAGCUAGUUACCGAAUUCCUAUUUUUUCUUGCGAACAAAAGGCUAAGCGAUAAAACAAUCUAUGUGCUUAGUUCCUUCAGACCGAAUCAGCCUUCAACAGCUUGACGCCUCCUUCGCAUGUCUCUGUUCGCUACCUUUCUAUUACCCACAGUGAAGACACUAAUAUUACCCUCGCAUUUUUUGCGGCCGUGUUCUGUGCCAUUCUUAAACAUUGUUUAAUCUUUUUGAACCUGAAGGAUGCCUUCGUCCGAAUUCAAGGAAUUCUUAAGGGGCUCAUCAUGAACAAAACCCGACAGCCAGG